Molecule: messenger RNA, 840 nt
Organism: Pedinophyceae sp. YPF-701
Lineage: Eukaryota; Viridiplantae; Chlorophyta; Pedinophyceae
Source: the annotation of a GenBank genome assembly
AUGGAUCAGGUUGCGUCGCCCGGCUCGGGGGCGUCGAGCAUACCUAGGAAGGGCGUCCUCGACACCCUGAACGAGCGCCUGUCGACCACGUCUGCCUCCUGGCAGUACAGGAUUCUCGGGAAAACGUUCCUAGGCUUCUGCGUCGGUGGUUGUUUCGGCCUUUCGGAGGCGCUCAAGCAGUACAAACGGCCGCCCAAGCUCAUGCGCCAAGGUUCCUGGGGCGCUGCGUCGGUGGUGUGCUUCUACAACUGCGUGCAGGAGGCCGCGCGGCUGGCGCGCGGGGAGGACACGCCGCUCAACAGCGCCGUGGCGGGAGGCCUGACCGCCUACAUGUACUACCGGGGCGUGGCCGCCGUCCCGCACUUCGCGGUGCAGGCCGGCAUGGUGGCGGCGUGCGCGUGCACCGUCGGUCGCGUCGCCGUCGACAGUUCGGGGAUCCACGACUGGUUUUUGCGCACUCUGGUCGACAUGGAGUACCUCGACCCGCCGCCGGGGUCGGACAAGUUCGAGCCGCUCAUGGAGAAGUGGAAGGCGGACCAGGCGAAGAAAGUAAGCGACCAGCUGAAGCUCAACGCCGCGGUGACCGACUACGAGGCGCGGAGGAAGAACCCGUACAGCUGGCUGAAGGCGCGCCCUGGGUACGACGAGCUCAAGGGCACGGCCAUGGGCGACUGGCUCGGCCUGUACCCGAAGGACGUCGAGGAUGGGGAGGAGGCUGCGGGUGCGACCGACAUCGAGCAGCAGGCGCCGGAGCGGGCGCGGGAGGACACGGUGCCGAGCAGGGGCGGCGGCGGGGGGAAGCGGAGAUCGUGGAGCGUUCUGCGAUGGGUCGGACUGUGA